AUGAACUUGCUCCCCCUCCUCGUCCUGCUGGCCAUGUGCUGGCCUGUGCACAGCACAUGGGACAGCUGUGGAGGCACCUGCGGGCUCCGGCCCAUGGCUUCUCACUACGGUGGAUCACGCGUUGUGGGUGGCACAGAUGCCCAGCAAGGGGCCUGGCCCUGGAUCGUCAGCAUCCAGAACCCCUGGAAAGUAGGCACAGGGCAUAUAUGUGGAGGGUCCCUCAUCAGCCCACAGUGGGUCCUCACAGCAGCCCACUGCUUCAUUGAGGCCAGGCACAUCACAAUGUGGCGCGUGGUGAUUGGGGCCACCCAGUUGACUCAGCUGGGCCCUGAGGCCCAAGUGCGCACUAUUAAGCGGCUACUGGUUCACGAACACUACCGAAAUAUCUCAGAGGAGAAUGACAUUGCCUUGCUGGAAUUGGACCAGCCUGUCCAGUGCAACUACUACAUACAGCUUGCCUGCGUGCCCGACGCCUCGCUGAGAGUGUCAGAGCUGACAACCUGCUACGUCAGUGGUUGGGGUUCCACAGCUGCAAGAUCUGUAAAAUCGACUGAUGUCCUGCAGGAGGCCAGGGUCUACCUCAUUGAUGUCAACCUCUGUAACAGCAGCCAGUGGUAUGGAGGGGCCAUCCAUACCCACAACGUGUGUGCUGGCUAUCCGCAGGGUGGCAUCGACACCUGCCAGGGUGACAGUGGUGGUCCUCUCGUGUGCAAAGAUAACAGUGCUGACUACUUCUGGCUUGUUGGAGUGACCAGCUGGGGGAAAGGCUGUGCAAGAGCAAAACAGCCCGGAGUCUACACCUCCACACAGCACUUUUACGACUGGAUCUUGGUACAGAUGGGACUGCGCCCAGCAGUAACGGCUGCUCCAGUGCCGCAGCCAGCCUUCACCUCAACCCCCUUUCAAAGGCCAAGGCCAACACAAUCGGGCAGGUUUACACCCUGCCCAUUCCCACGCCAGAAGCUGGUGAAGUUUUUUGAUCUGCUGCAGGAUCUCCUGCAGGUCCUAAGGGGAAGAAGAGCUUGA
Messenger RNA from Egretta garzetta (little egret), 1026 nucleotides. Its product is annotated as acrosin-like. The coding region runs from base 1 to 1026 and encodes 341 amino acids. The transcript is spliced from 5 exons. NCBI's taxonomy places the organism in Eukaryota, Metazoa, Chordata, Aves, Pelecaniformes, Ardeidae. Gene Ontology annotation, biological process: proteolysis; acrosome reaction. Gene Ontology annotation, molecular function: serine-type endopeptidase activity. The record is from RefSeq and is a predicted model, not a curated record.